AUGGCUUUCAGUGGAAUCAAAUGGGAAGUAUCUGAUAUCCGGGGUUCUGCGGGUUCUCUUUCUCAUGGUGUCGUUUUGAGAGGGCCUAGGAGGCCUCUUUAUACCUCGCCUCACCAUGCUAUAAGGAUAAUAUUGGGCUUCAUUUUUAUUCGUAUUUGGCGAGAACGAAUCAUUCAUGCAACAUAUCAUCGAUGGCCAGCCUUUGGAUCAUCAAUCAAGUACCAGUAUAGUUCCCAAGACACCGAGAAAUGCGAUUCUUGGCUCUUGUCAUUGGCACAGCCACAAGCGGAAGAAGCCAAUCAGCUGGCCGGCAAAGGACAAGACACCGAGAAAUGCGCGAUCCGUCAUUAUUUCCAGUCAUACCAACAAUCAACGCCACGUCCUCGUAUCCGCACCUUGGCUCCCCAGUCCAGAAGAUGUGAUGACUUGCGCAGAAUUCAUGUCUUGAUCGGCGCUUCUCUCCUCCAAACGAUGUGA
Molecule: messenger RNA, 477 nt
Organism: Aspergillus puulaauensis
Lineage: Eukaryota; Fungi; Ascomycota; Eurotiomycetes; Eurotiales; Aspergillaceae
Exons: 1
Coding region: 1-477 (158 amino acids)
Source: RefSeq, a predicted model, not a curated record